Hermetia illucens (black soldier fly) is the source of this 1134-nucleotide messenger RNA. RefSeq names its product odorant receptor 2a-like. The record is from RefSeq and is a predicted model, not a curated record. NCBI's taxonomy places the organism in Eukaryota, Metazoa, Arthropoda, Insecta, Diptera, Stratiomyidae. Gene Ontology annotation, cellular component: plasma membrane. The annotation marks the transcript as partial. Gene Ontology annotation, molecular function: olfactory receptor activity; odorant binding. The transcript is spliced from 4 exons. Gene Ontology annotation, biological process: sensory perception of smell; detection of chemical stimulus involved in sensory perception of smell.
AUGAGGAAAGUGAACAGCAAUCGCGCCUUAGAAGUACUUUGGGUUUCUAUGAGGAUCUUAGGACUUGAUCCACCUGAAAAACAUAAAGUUAUUUACCAAGUCUAUUCCCUUUGCCUCAAUUCCACGAUAACAUUCUACUAUCCGAUAUCGAUGAUUGUCAAUAUGUUCCUUCUUGAUACGAAAAAGGAAGUGGUUUCAAAUUUAACUUUAACAAUAAGUAUGUUUGUUUGUGCUAUGAAAACUUUGAAUAAUUAUUUGAAACGUAAGGAACUACGGAAAAUUCGUGAUUAUUUGGCGAAGCUUGACGUUGAUGUGAAAUUUGCAGCUGAUGAGGAGUAUUUGGAGUACAUAGUGAAAGUGUCUUUCCGAUAUUUUGUUUUUUAUGCAGCAGCUUUCGGAUUGGUUAUAGCGACUUGUGAACUUCCGGUGAUGUUUGCACAUGAAAGGCGACUUCUUUACCCAGCAUGGUUUCCUUGGGAUUGGAAAAAUUCAACGCGGAUCUAUUACAUAAUUCAUUCUUACCAACUUAUUGGCAUUGUCAUCCAAAUCUACCAAAACUUACUCAAUGAUACCAUCCCUGGAAUACUUAUGUGGCUUCUCAAAGGACAUUUACAUGUACUGAAAUCCAGGAUUGAGAGAGUUGGCUAUGAUAAAAGUUUAUCUGCUGAGGAAAAUUACACUGAAUUAGUGGCUUGCAUUAAAAGUCACAAAAUUUGUUUGGCGUUUCGAGACCAAUGCCACACCUUCAUUUCACAAAUAUUGGUUUUUCAAUUCAUUUCCACCGAGUUCACUCUAUGCAUGACAGCAAUUUAUAUUUUCUUCGUUGGGGACAACUUUAUGGAAAUUGUCUACCUUUCUUGCUAUUUUAUGAGUAUGAUCUUCGAAAUAACCCUUUGUUGUUAUUGUGGAAGCGAAAUGGUUGAGGAGAGCUAUCACUUUACAACAGGCUUGUAUCAUUGCAAUUGGAUGGAACAAAAUCUGAAAUUCCGUAAAGUAUUAAUAAUUUUUAUGCAACAUUCGCAGAAGCCAUGGACCAUCCUUGCAGGAGGCGUUAUAAGUGUAACUCUUUCAACUUGGAUGACUGUACUUAAAUCAGCCUACUCCUUGUUCGCCGUUUUGAACCGAACGACCAGG